AUGGAAAGCUACGCAACGUCGCGAUCCAGGCUUAUUCAAACUGCGCGGGAUGGGCUCUCUGAACUGACCUGGACUACGUUUCUGGCUGUGUUGAUAUUUUCAUGUAUCGCGACUCGCAUCAUCACUGGGCUGCAGAGCCGACCGCGUGAUCAGGAUCCCGCUGAACCUCGAAGUUCACGGCUCGCGCCGUAUUGGUUCCCAUGGGUAGGACAUGGCUUUUCAUUCAUUUGGGACCAUGUGGGAUUAUUUGAAUCACUACGGGAUUCCCUUCGCGAAUCCGUGUUUUGCGUCUAUCUACGCGGUGAAGUCUAUGAUACUGUGAUAUCACCGUCGAUCAUGAAAACAAUUCUUUCUUCAAAAAAUUCGUCAAGCACCCCUGCACUCGACUGGGCGUUGCAAAAUGUCUUUGGCGACCGCAGUCUCCUGCGCAAUCUGAGCUUGCCUCGUAAUCAGGAAAUCAGCGACGAUGUGCCCGGAGCCAUGAACCGAGAACCGUUUAUCAGUGAUACCUUGAAAAGAAUCACUCAUUUAGUUCAAAAUAAGACUCCAUCUCUGGUGAGUUUUAGUCGAAGUGCUGUCGAUCAAUUUCCUUGGGAACGCGAAAGCCAGGUGUCUGUUUCCGAGGAGACUCAAUCCGUCUGUGAAGUGAACUUCUUCGCUCUUGUGCGAAACUUCGUGGGUCACAACAUGAGCAUCCUCCUUAUGGGUGAGGCUUUUGUUGAAAACUUCCCAACCUUCCUCGGGGAUCUAUGGAUUCUCGACAAGAACUUUGUGCCGUUAUUCGUGGGCAUGCGUCGCUGGGUGCCUACACCAGGGGUAUCAUCCGGUUUUGCAGCGCGCGAUCGCCUCCUUCAUAUCAUGUCAGUCUUCUACCGUGCUUUUGUGGCCUGGGACGAUGGGAUCGACCCCGGCAUUGAACUUCGUGAGCUUGACGAUGUGUCGGAAUUGGUCAAGGAACGUAUGCGAACGUUCCGGAAGUUGGAUAUGUCCCCAGGAGGCAGUGCGGCAGCGAAUUUAUCUCUUUCUUGGGAUCUCAUCGAAUACACAACCAAGAUCACAUUUUGGACUGUCUGCCAUAUAUUCGCAGACAGCGAGCUUCUGAAGGACAUUCGGAAAGAGAUGUCUUCAUGCGUGAAGUCGUCCCGGCCUAGCCGUGAAGAAACAGGGUUCCCCUUCGAUGAACCCCCCAAGCUUAGUCUCGACCUUGAAAAGGUCCUCGAGGUAUGCCCACUUCUUCGGGCAUGCUACUAUGAAACUAUCCGGCUCCACUCGGCAGAGAUAUCUUUCAGGGAGUUAGAAGCGGACCUGACUGUUACCGAAUCGGUAGAAGAUGCCACAGAGCCUCGCAUCUACAAGUUUCGCAAAGGCGAGAAGGUGAUUAUGCCUCACGGAAUCUAUCAUUACGACUCCCAGCGCUUCUCAAACCCGGACCAGUAUGACCCAUUGCGUUUCAUUGUGACGGAUCCUAUGUCUGGGAACAAGCAGGUCAGUGACAGCGCCCUCGUCCCUUUUGCAGAUGGACUCUAUGGCUCUAAGAACAAUUCUUUCACUGAACGGGCGGUGUUGGCUUUUACUUCUGGCCUCAUAUCAAUGUGGGAGAUCAAGCCCACGGAUGAGACCGGCCUUGUGGUUCCCAAAGAUUGGACGACUUGGGGCACUUUCCGGCCAGCCAAGGAUAUCAGGGUGAAUAUAAAGUCGAGAGUAUAA
Penicillium macrosclerotiorum is the source of this 1707-nucleotide messenger RNA. RefSeq lists its product as uncharacterized. Gene Ontology annotation, molecular function: monooxygenase activity; heme binding; oxidoreductase activity, acting on paired donors, with incorporation or reduction of molecular oxygen. The transcript has 2 exons. The record is from RefSeq and is a predicted model, not a curated record. NCBI's taxonomy places the organism in Eukaryota, Fungi, Ascomycota, Eurotiomycetes, Eurotiales, Aspergillaceae. The coding region runs from base 1 to 1707 and encodes 568 amino acids.